AUGGCCAGCCAACCUUCAUCGCAAGACAAGCAAGCUGAGCACGGUACGGCACUAGCAGCGCGUUUAUCCGCCUCCGCUGGGACCGUAUUGGCGCACGAUACAUCAUUGGUCAACAUCAUCGGCAGCCAGGUUAAUGAAAACAGAUGCUGGCAAGGACGCUAUACCAAGGAGGAUGUCUAUCCCGUGAGAGAACUCCCACCGGCAAAUCCCUCCUUUACUGGCAGGCAGCAGGAGCUCGACAAGAUUCGCUCGGUUUUCUGGGCCUUGACCCCCGACGGCAUGCAAGCAGGUUCCUCCGGUUCAAUCAAGACCAUCACUCUCUUCGGACUUGCUGGCGCGGGCAAGUCUGAAGUUGCCCUACGAUAUGCUCACGAUCACGACGACAAGUACGAUGUCAUCAUUUGGAUCAAAGCAAAAAGCGAAGCCGACUUAGAGACGGGCGCCAGCCGUGCCUGGGACCGCAUCAUCUCGCGCUACACCGCCACGUGGAGUGGUGGUCCUCUUCCCGAGCUCUAUCAGCGCAUCGCCUUGUCAGUGCACUUGUUUGACGCCCAGGUCUCGGAUUUUAAUGACCUCAAGCGGGAAGCGACCUCUGGGCAGCAUAGCAUCGAGCGUCUCAAAGCCUGGUUGCCCGGCAACCGUCCCUGGUUGCUAAUCUUGGACGACUACAAUGAGCCCGAGGCGUGCAAGAUCGACAGCCUUCUGCCUAGCACCGGGAUGGGUCAUGUGCUGAUAACAAGCCGGAACCCAUCUGUCAGCACGACGGACGUGCAGAUUGAGAUACCGCCAAGCUUGGGAGAAAGUGAGGGUGUGGAACUACUGAAGCGAACAGCAGGACGGCUUGUGUAUUGCUGCUGUGGGAAACUAGACUGCCAACAUGCCGAAACACUUGUCUCGUCCUUUGGCUGCUUCCCCCUUGCCAUCAGCCUCAUCGGCUCCGAACUGAGGGAGCAAAAGGGAAGCGUUACCUUUCGUAACUACCCCAAUCUGCCCAGUAGCACUGCCGAGCCCCUCAGCAGCAAGCUAGGGACCAUUUUUCAGCGACUGUUCAAGAGACUCAGCCGAAGGGCAAGGGAAUUGAUCCAGCUCUAUACCACGGCGGUUCAUGGUGCUGUGGCAGAGCUUCACUCUCUGUCCCUUGUCUCCCAAGACCCCAAUAGUGGCAGCCUGUCGAUACACUCGCUCGUCCACAAGUACGCGGGAACCACUGUUAAGCAUCAGGAAAAGAAGCAGUUGUCCCAAUGGGCUGUGGAGAUGGUAACGGCGACGUUUGAUUUUGGUCACAACAGGAGCGCCGAUCAGUGGACGUAUGAACGCAGUAUCUUGCCGCACGUGAACCGUUGCUUCGCCAUUCUGCUGUCGGAUCUCACUCCCGGAGAGGGCCCGCUGGAUGUACAAACCCGAAAACUCGCCUAUCGCCUCGCGCAGACAUACUCGCAGCUUGGUCAAAUGAAGGGUGCCACAACGCUGUAUGAGUUGGCGCUGAGAGAUCUGGAGCUGAGAUCAACCUCGGAUUCUGCUGUUAUCGACGUGAUGAACUCGUAUGGCAUCUGCUUGCGCCUCGAGGCCAAGUACGAGGAUGCGGCAAAGUGGCACGCCAGGGCGAAAGAGUUCAUCGAGAAUGCACCACCAUCCUGGGAAUUGUCUAUUGGGGGUUCCAAAAGGCUCAAAAUGCUCGAAACCGAACUGAAUCUUGCUGCUAUAUCGUUGGACCAAGGUCGGCACGGCGAUGCGAAAAAAGAACUGGAGCGCAUACUUGAGCAGCAGCAGGAAGAGCUUGGCGAGAGCGACGUGGCCACUGUCAAGACGCAGUGGCAGCUGGCGCAGGUUCUGUACCUGAUGGGCAACCUAGGCAACGCCCUGGAGAGAUUCCGGUUUGUGUACGAAUCCAGGAAGAACAGGUAUGGCGAUCAUCAUCCGACGACGCUCGAGGCAGCCCACUCGAUUUCAACAGUACUCGAGGAGAUGGGAGAGUACCUCAAGGCGCUGGCUCUGUUGCGGGAGGUUCUCGAGAAGCAGACAAGCUGUCUCGGGACAACACACUACUCAACGCUCAAGACCAAGAAUACUAUCGCUAGCCUGUAUGAGUGCCAAGGCCUGUAUGAUGAGGCUCUUCGAAUGAGCCGACAGGUGAUGAAGGAGCUCGAGGACGUACUGGGGACCGCGGCCAACCACCCUUGGUUGCUGCGGGUUCGUUGCGGCGUCGCGGAUGUUGAGCUGCGCCUAGGGAAAUACGAAGACGCGCGAAAGAACUAUACGGCUGCUUACGAGGGUUUCACAACCCGCGGCAUGAUGGGGGACGCCUGGCCAACGCAGAUCAACAUUACCAGAGUACUGCGUGACAUCGGGCAAUACGACGCGGCAUUUAUCCGUUGCGAAGAGGCGCUGGAGGAGCUGCAGAAGAAUCCCGAUAUCGACCGCAGAUUUGUGUCCGUAGCUAAGUUCUGCAAGGCGACAAUACUCGAGCUGCAAGGGAGGUAUGAGGAGGCUCUGCAGCUGUACGCUGAGAGAUUCCGGGAAGAGGAGGAGCAGCCGAAACCGGACCUGGUCGAAAUUCUCAAGAUGAGGUGCUUCUUUGGCAGUACCACAACCAAGCAGAGCCGAUACCAAGAUGCCUUGCAGAUAUACAACGACAUUGAAGAGGAAGUCCAAAAGCUCGAUAAGUCAGGACGCUCAAUCGUUGAGCUGUUGGCGAUGCGAGGCAAGGCCGAUGUCUACUUGCAACUGGGGCGGUACGAUGACGCGUUGAAGCUUUAUCAGACAGUCUGCUCGAUUAAGGAGACAUCGCAGCUGAAAGACCCAGAGUAUUACUACACCGUAUAUGGCAAGGGCAGAGCAUACAUUGAAAUGAGGAAAUUCGACGAAGGGCUGGGAUUUCUUCAGGACGCCAUCAACGGGUGGAAACUCAUCUUUGACACCGCCGAUCAUCCGUACAUCUUCAUGGCGAUGGAGCACAUGGGACUCGGAUUGCUUCGACGAGGAGAAGCGCUCGACAACCGGAAGGCACAUUCCUUAUGCAAGCAGGCACUCGAGGGGUGCGAGAAAAUGUUGCGAGAUGGCCAUCCCCAAACGUGUCAAGCGAGGGCAAGUCUGGGUGCGGUGCUUGCAGAGCAGAAUCGUUUGAACGAAGCUUCAAACGUAUACGCUGCCAGCCUGCGGGAACGGCGAGCCGAGUUCGGAGACUACCAUCCAUCGACGCUUGAGGUGAGGCGUCUCCUGGCAGACAUCCUGUGGAGGCGGCACCGCUACUGGAAGGUAUGGUGGAUGUCUGUAACAGGGCCGGGAGGGAGGGGGAAAGCACUGGCCGCUUCGAGCAUUGGACUGCUACUUGCCAUCAUGACAAUGGUUCUUGCUUACUCCAAAUUCAAGCGCUUGUCUUGGCCGCGGCACAUGGCAAGCGCCAUGGAGCUGCUCUCUCGUGUUUUCAGAAAUUGA
Canariomyces notabilis is the source of this 3435-nucleotide messenger RNA. RefSeq names its product TPR-like protein. The record is from RefSeq and is a predicted model, not a curated record. The transcript has 4 exons. Bases 1 to 3435 code for a protein of 1144 amino acids. Lineage: Eukaryota; Fungi; Ascomycota; Sordariomycetes; Sordariales; Chaetomiaceae. Gene Ontology annotation, molecular function: ADP binding; protein binding.